AUGGCGAGCGAUACAGAAAAGCCAUCAUCACAAGCCGAGAACGAGGUUCUACAGCUGGUUGCUGAGCUUGACAAAGGCCGAAUCUUGCCAAUUGCAGAGAGGAUCGAGAAGCGAGGCGUUCGCCAGUUCCUACGAAAAACACAAUCUGGAGUGCAAUACAGGCAACUACAGCCAGAAAAGUUCAAAACCUGGCUCGAGAGCUGCCCUUUCAUAGCCUCUACCACCCGUAUCCAGGAUUGGACUUGUGCGACCACUGUCAAGCUCAUCCAUUGGGCUUCGGAAGCUCGAUGGCAGUACGCUGAGCAAUUACGAACUUUACUAAAACUUGAUGAAUCACAAGGUCAGGCCUGGUUGGAUAAUCUACACAAAGUCGCUCGCUAUCAUUCUGCAAUCAAAUCCAUGGUCAAGUUUGCCGUGAAGGAGCCCGGCAUCUUCGUCAAUAUCGGCAUCCGACCGAUCAAUGCUCCUAAUCCACGUCGGUUCAAACUCCCAAAUGACGAAGCUCCACUGCUUGCAAUCGUUGGAAGGCUUUUGGGAAAAGAUGCAAAUUCAACAAUGGAGAAGCUUGAAAAGCAUUUGGGCACCCAGCAUGUUGAAACGAGGCUGCGUAGAGCCUGUCCCCCAAACCUGACGCUUCAUGCGGAGAUGCAAAUGGUUGUUUUUUACGAAGGCAACCCUGGAAAUUCAGCGCAACGCCCCUACAUGAACCUAAGUCGCGAUAUCGAGAACUUGACGAGGCAGGACCUAAAGGUAGCAUUAACUGCUCCCACCCGGCCACCAAACUAUGAUUCUACUGCUGGGCCUUCUCUGACCUUGACAGCAACUGUACCUACGGGACCGAGGUCCCUGCAAAAUACUCAAGCGAGAUCUACGGUUCAAGAUGAAAGUUCCUCAGAGGGUUCUGAUUGA
Fusarium musae is the source of this 909-nucleotide messenger RNA. RefSeq lists its product as uncharacterized. The record is from RefSeq and is a predicted model, not a curated record. NCBI's taxonomy places the organism in Eukaryota, Fungi, Ascomycota, Sordariomycetes, Hypocreales, Nectriaceae. The coding region runs from base 1 to 909 and encodes 302 amino acids. The transcript has 2 exons.